Cinara cedri is the source of this 642-nucleotide messenger RNA. The record is from the annotation of a GenBank genome assembly. Lineage: Eukaryota; Metazoa; Arthropoda; Insecta; Hemiptera; Aphididae.
AUGAAGUGGAGGAGUGGUGGAGGAGGAGUAGGUGGAGGCGGCGGCGGCGUCGUAUUUCUGUGCCCGGCCGUUUCCGCGCAUCCGAAGAAAUACACGUUCGUUGCGACGGUACAUCACGGUAACAAUUAUAAAAACGGCGUACGGGAAACGAGAACCGGCUGUGCCGUCGUCGUCGUCGCGGUCGCGGUAAUAAACGCGCGUUCCGCGGAAUCUCACGCGGGAGCAACACGUGUGCGCGUCCGGCGCGACGUCGAAAGACAUGUGCGCGCCGCAGCGACGAACCCUACGGGCGGACGGCGAAAAAAAACCGUUCUGGCCGCUGUCGGGAGGUUUACGGCCGUUAACGCCGCCGCCCGUGUAACGAACGAGAACGUCACUCGGGACGCACGUUUUUCAAACGCGUUUCGUGCGGCAUUUUCACGUCCGCGAUACGACACGGCGGGCCGCGGGGCGUACGGCGACCCGCGAACCGCCCCGUCGGCGUCCGCACACGUGUGCGAGUCAUCGCCGCCGCCUCGCGUACGGUUUUCGCGGGCCGCCGCCACACGUGUCGCGUUCGAAAAACGUCUCGCCCCAAGGGCGCCCGCAAGAGUUGGGCGGAACGCGGGACAGCCAUGCGCCUCUUGCUUUUCGACAUGUUGA